GUUCAAGACUUCAAGUAACUGAUUCCUGACAAAUAACUACCUGCUAGUGCCUUACAAGUUAAAGAAUAUUCUGUAUUUGGCUGGAAUUCGCUCCGUGUUUAACCAUGUCGGGAAAAUCUGCGCCGAUCGCACUGGCAGACGAUGCACAGCCGCGGCGAGGCGCAGUGGCAGGGAUAGCCAAUCGCCUGCAAGGCUCUCUGAACACUGGCGAACUGAGUGAUAUCAAGUUCGUAGUCGGACGCGAUCAUGGUGAAACCCGCACGUUCCCUGCACUCAAGUGCAUCUUGAGCCUGAGCAGCGACGUGUUCUACACAAUGUUCCACGGCAGUAUGCCAGAGCGGAGAGAGACCAUCGAUAUCCCCGAAGUACUCCCUGAAGCCUUCGAGAUCCUGCUGACUUACCUGUACACUGACAAGGCUGAUCUCACGGUGGAGAAUGUGUGGCCCGUGUUGUACUGUGCGGAUAAAUAUGAUCUUCCGUUACUGCUGGAACAGUGCAAUCAGUUUCUUUUGAAGCAUAUCCGAGCGGAAAACUGCCUGACACUUUUGGAAGGGGGUGCAAAGUGGCAUCCUGAUGAUAUAGUGCAGUUGUGCUUCCAUGUCGCCGAGGCUUGCUCCGACGUCGUGUUCACGUCAAAAGAAUUUGCUUCUAUCAGCCGCGACACGUUGCAGAAACUGUUGGAGAGUGGCACGCUGCGCGUAGACGAGCACACGGUGUACAAAGCCGUGGAAAGCUGGUGCGUGGAAGCCUGCAAGCGGGCCAAUCAGGAAGCUUCGGCAGCCAAUCGGCGUGCAGCACCGGGAGAGGCGUUGUUCCUUAUCCGAUUUCCCCUGCUCAUCCCUACCCAACUGGCUGACGGCCCUGCCAAGAGCGGCUUAUUGUCUGAACGGGAACAGCUAGAUCUCUACACGUACAAACUGGCCACGCAGAAGUCCGUGAAUUUGCCGUUUUCCACUGAGCCACGCAAGCCUCAACCUUUCCGUGUCGUUACGUCGCUCCGUCAUAAGGAAUUCCAGCCUCGAGAAGAGGUAUUCGUGGAUAGCUACCCGUUCUGGGUACCGGCGAAAGUGCUCGGUGUCCAUUCUUCGAAACUCAUUGUGAUCAUGUGUAAGCUUUCCGACGUAGGAAACAUUCUGUUAGUGGAACCGGGAAAGCUCAUACGGGCUGCUGAUUUCCUGACCAAAGGUCGCAACGUUGUGUGGGACUGUAGUGGCGCCCAGUACGCCAGCGCUGUUUAUCACGAGCGGAGCCUUUCCGGCCACUGGGUGAAAGCGCGCGGCCCGAAGGAGAUAGUGUCUUUUGGGAAUCUUCUGGUUAAGUGUGAUGAUGCGCAGGAAUGGAAAAAAGUUCAUGACUGCGACGAGGGGGAGGCCAGCGAAACCCGUGACAGUAGCGAUCACGAUGAUGAUGGCGACGAAGACGAAGAUGUGGACGAGGAAGAGGACGAGGAGGACGAGGAGGAGGAAGAGAUGGACGAAGAAGACGAGGAGAUGGAGGACUAGAAGCGGAUGGAGAAACGACGAAGGCCAUGACAGUAGCGAUCAGAGUGACGAAAAUGAAGAGGGCGUACUUCGUAAACGCUCGAGAAUUUGAAUGGUGUUGCACACUAGCUGGUUGUACAGUUCGGCGUUACGUCAAAACAUGUGUAGAAUUUUUUGGAAUGAUCAUUCACUGAUUCAUUUAUUGAUUCUGGACAGAGGAUUUUGUACAGUUUUGACUUUGUGCGCGGAUCGAAUCUACGUGGACAGUCGCCCGGCUUCACCAUCCGCGCAUAGUUACUUUAUUUAUUUAAGUGUGUACCGUUUGUUCCUAGAACU
Molecule: messenger RNA, 1817 nt
Organism: Paramacrobiotus metropolitanus
Lineage: Eukaryota; Metazoa; Tardigrada; Eutardigrada; Parachela; Macrobiotidae
Product: BTB/POZ domain-containing protein 6-like
Exons: 6
Coding region: 105-1502 (465 amino acids)
Biological process (GO): neurogenesis
Cellular component (GO): cytosol
Molecular function (GO): protein binding
Source: RefSeq, a predicted model, not a curated record